Molecule: messenger RNA, 2306 nt
Organism: Verruconis gallopava
Lineage: Eukaryota; Fungi; Ascomycota; Dothideomycetes; Venturiales; Sympoventuriaceae
Exons: 3
Coding region: 579-1985 (468 amino acids)
Biological process (GO): mRNA splicing, via spliceosome; spliceosomal tri-snRNP complex assembly
Cellular component (GO): U4/U6 x U5 tri-snRNP complex; precatalytic spliceosome; U4 snRNP
Source: RefSeq, a predicted model, not a curated record
GUAGUCUUCACCUUCCAAGCGCAGACCUUCUUGCGAUUGUCGAAACGUUGCAAGGUCGGCCAACAGACUUAAGGAUUCCAUAUUUUCUUAAAGAGAAGCUAUUCGCCUGCAGAUCUGACUGCGCGCAUUCCUAAAGCGACGGCACUUGACCAAAGCAUGGCGACUCUUGCAGAUGAGUUGCAGGCAGAUUUUCUAGACGCUGAAUCUGACGAGGAAGAGCAAGAUGAGGACGAGGAGAAUGGGGAGCAGAACGUAAACGGAAACGCUGAAGAUGGCGACAUAGCCAUGGGAGAGGACGGCAAUUCAGACGAGGAUGAUGAAGGAGGUAACCAGGAGGAUCGCGUCAACCGCGCUAUUGAUGGGGCUGAAGACAAUGAAGAGGCAAAAGCGAGGAUAGAGAAGAUCUCUCUCAAAGGUGUUCGCGACUUUGCUUCGGUUGCAAAUCUGAUGUCACGACUGAUGCCAGUACUUCAGUCCUAACCGCAUCAAUCCAGCAAAUCGAUGAAUAUCAAUCGUUAUCUUCUGAAGAGCAAGCGAAGAGAAAUCUUGGGAAAACGGACUCUCCAGCCUAUAAACUCAUGAAUGAGGCCAAUAAUCUGUCGAUACACAUUGAUUCUGAGAUCAUAGUACUGCACAAAUGGCUCCGUGAUCAUUACAGUGCAUUUUUCCCUGGCCUAGAAAGGCUAGUGGAGAAUCCUGUUCAGUACGCAAAAGCGGUGGCCAUCAUCGGCAAUGGUCCUAUGGACGUCAAGGCGGUUGGUGCUUCUGCAGAUAAUGUUGUUGGUCAAUCACUGGACAAGGUACUUGAUAAAGCUCUUCUCAUGUCUGUUCGGAUGGAAGCUGCCACCACACAAGCAAAGCCGCUUCCUGAGGCAGAAAUCACCAUGAUUACCAAGGCUUGCCAAAUGGUACUUUCGCUGGAUGAAGCAAAAGACAAGAUUCGAGCUUUUGUGGAAUCUAGAAUGAACGCCUUCGCUCCCAACCUGUCAACACUGAUUGGACCUGAAACAGCUGCUCUUCUCGUGCAAGCUAAAGGAUCACUCAUCGGCCUGGCGAAUACGCCGAGCAACAAUUGGGCGAACGUUGGCUGGCGCCCAUCGCGAACUGGUGGUGCAUCAAAUGCUUACGGAGGAGGUGCAAGGCAGAAGGGACACCUAUUCUACUCACCCAUCAUCAAGAAUGUACCAAUCGAUCAUCGUACGCAAGCGUUGCGAAUCGUCGCUGCAAAGGCGGCCCUGGCAGCGCGUACGGAUGCUGUAGCAAAGACGACAGACAAUACUAUCGGUCGACAGUUGGCCGACCAGGUUGCCAGAAGACUUGAUGUCCUAACCGAGGCUGCACCAAAUCGGGGGCCGAGAGCUUUACCAGCUCCUGACGAUAAGCCAAGUAGAAAGCGCGGAGGGAAGCGAGCAAGGGCAGCGAAGGCGCGGAUGCAACAGACGGAACUCCAAAGGAUGCAGAACCGAAUGGCUUUCAAUCAAGCUGAGGCAGAAGCAGGUUACGGCACCGGCGACAGCACCAUCGGCCUAGGAAUGAUUGGUCAGGAGACUGGAAAGAUUCGACAGACAACAAUUGACAAGCGCACGCAAGCACGCCUGUCCAAACGAUCUCAAGCACUGCUAGGCACCACUGGUGGAGGUGCUAGCGGUCUUGCGACGUCACUGAGAGGCUUCGGCCAAGGCGGGGGCACUGUCACUGGUCUCCGCACGUCAGGUGUAGGCACAAGCUUAGGGGGAGGAGCUGGUACAGCAUCGGUCAUCGCCUUCACUGAUAAGGGCUUUGGCCUCGAACUAGCGGAUCCUCGCAAUAGGGAUGAAGCCGAGCGCAAACGCAAGGCUGAGGAGGACAAGUACUUCAGCACAGGUACGUUCACCAACGUUGGCGGUGGAACGGCGUCCAUGGUUCCUCAGGAGACGAGGACGGACGCUGGAGGCUUCAAAGUGCCGGCUCUACCGGCACUGAAAAGAGUCAAGAAAACCGGCUAAGGACAUUUGUGGGUUUGAAUUGAACAGUGAGGAAAAUCGAAUUUCAUGCAUGGCGUGGCGCUUGGGAAGGGCUUUGAUAAUCAGGUCAUUUGCGUCGUACAACGGACGACGAUGAUUCCCGGUGACAGAGUUAGCACAGGGCAUGUGGAACAUGGGCAAGUUAUUUCAUUUGCCCCAAAACAUAGUAGGAACUCGACAUGAAGAAAUCUAUUAUUCAUCUCAUGCUGUUCCAUAGGGUCGGGGUAUGUCACGUGGCUUUGGUUCACAUCCUUCCUUCGGGUCGUGACAUCCGAUCCAGCCAUCUAGAUGAACUUUUGCGUG